CCAAAAGGGACGAUCGUGGCAACAUGAACUUCGGGAGCGCAUACGCUCUUCACGACAGCGAUGAUGAGGAUGAGCGCGUCAUUGAAGACGCUCCGCCAUCGGGCCCGCUCUCUUCGAUGGGCGAGGUUCUCUUUGGCGCGGGCCCCGCCUUGACUCGCGCCUUCGCAGGAUCCCCACCUGCACCCCAGCCUCCUGCUGGAACAAGCAUGCCCAACUCUAUCCGCUUGGGUGGUGGCCUAGGAAUCCCUCACGAUGCACUUGUGCCAGCGGCAGCCCCUCCCGCAGCGGCGGCGGCGGCGAGGGCGAGAGCGGGGGCAGAAGGGGCAGGAGGGGCAGGAGUGCCGCUGUGGCCUCCUCCGCCCGUGAAAGCGGGCGCUGGAGUACCAGCGUCAAGGCUCCCGGUAGAUUUCGGCGCAUCAAUCGGAGGUGAUGAUGGUGCAAGUGGGGAGAGGGCCAAGGCCAAGGAGGCAUGUCGGAGACGCCGUGAAACUCCAAAAUACGACGCAGGCAGGGGCUCUGCCGGCGCCAGGUCGCCACAGACGCCGGCUCCUCCUCCGUCGAGGACAUGGACGCGAAAGGUGCGUUGAUUUACGCAAGCUAUAUUGUUUUGGCUGUCAUUUGAAGUUACAUGCUUGAGUUCUAACUAUGCAUAGUGUUGAGAACACCUUCAUAAAGGUUGAAACUCCCCAACGUUUGUUGAGGACGAAACCCUUCUUUCCAUAAUGGCGUCGACGAAGCGAUAUCAGAUGGCUGCUUUUGGUUGCAAAAGACAUGGGUUCAAAACCCGCUGCUCACCUUAUUUUCUUCCGGAGUAUGGAAAAAGAAAAACGGUGGGUGGGCCAAGAAACGAUGCACUGCUGUCUACCGAACUCGAAACUUCUGGCAAUGCGUGGCAGAAGUGGUGCACCCGCACACACGCACAGAAGAUUGUUGGAAAAAAGGUGGUUCUACUUGCCGCCAGCCGGUCGGGUUCCGGUUACCCCAAGAAGACUUCUCUUGCCUAGCAAACAAGAAGAAGCCUCG
This is a messenger RNA of Ectocarpus sp. CCAP 1310/34, 1023 nucleotides long. The record is from the annotation of a GenBank genome assembly. NCBI's taxonomy places the organism in Eukaryota, Phaeophyceae, Ectocarpales, Ectocarpaceae.